CCACUGGGGCCGUGUGCAACUGGCAUAGACUACGGUGGCACCCUGCCCUCGCGCAUCAUUCGACCUCCGCGCACAGUAGACUCGGCAAGCGCCUUGCACUGUAUACGCGUUCGGGAGUUAACUCUCGUUGCGACACGACGAACAGGAUAAGUUAAGCGAGCACAAUGCCUUUCAAACCAGCAGACAACCCCAAGUGUCCAAAAUGCGGCAAGUCCGUAUAUGCGGCGGAAGAACGUGUUGCUGGCGGACUCAAAUGGCACAAAAUGUGCUUCAAAUGCGGUCUCUGCCAGAAGCUUCUCGACUCUACUAACUGCUCAGAACACGAAGGUGAACUUUUCUGCAAAAUGUGCCACGCGCGUAAGUUCGGACCUAAAGGUUACGGAUUUGGCGGCGGCGCUGGCUGCCUGUCGAUGGACUCCGGUGAACAUCUUAAGGGCGAGAAUGCAAAUGGAUUGCGAACCAAUGGAGCGUGUAUGGAAUCACGUGUUAUUGCUAAGGCUCCACCUGGAGAGGGUUGCCCACGAUGCGGUGGUUACGUUUAUGCUGCAGAGCAGCAAUUGGCUCUUGGAAAGGCUUAUCACAAAAAAUGCUUCAAUUGCUUAACAUGCCACAAGAACCUUGAUUCAAUGAUCCAUUGUGACGGGCCUGACAAAGAGAUUUACUGUCGAGUGUGCUAUGGAAAGAAGUUUGGACCCAAGGGGUACGGUUAUGGCAAGGGCGCAGGUGUCCUUCAAAGCGACCCUUACGCGAACGGGGACCAUGCACCCAGAACCACGGUGAUCGACACCGCAGCGAUCCAAGCACCUCCUGGCAAGGGAUGCCCCCGAUGUGGUGGCGCUGUUUACGCCGCGGAGCAAGUUCUGGCCAAGGGCCGUGAAUGGCAUCGCAAGUGCUUCAAAUGCCGCGACUGUACAAAGACGCUUGACUCGAUAAUCGCAUGCGAUGGUCCAGACAAUGAUGUUUACUGCAAAACUUGUUAUGGCAAGAAAUGGGGACCUCACGGUUAUGGAUUCGCUUGUGGAUCCGGCUUCCUUCAGACCGACGGUUUGACUGAGGACGAGAUCUCUUCUAACCGUCCAUUCUACAAUUCUGACACAACAUCAAUCAAGGCGCCUAAGGGACAAGGUUGUCCGCGAUGCGGUGGAAUGGUCUUCGCCGCUGAGCAACAACUUGCCAAGGGCACAAUGUGGCACAAAAGAUGCUUCAACUGCGCGGAAUGCCAUCGCCCACUUGAUUCCAUGCUAGCAUGUGACGGACCAGACAAGGAAAUCCACUGUCGGUCAUGCUACGCUAAACUUUUUGGACCUAAGGGAUUCGGUUAUGGCCACUCACCCACCCUUGUAUCCACCGACUCUGAACCCACCACGACAUACACUGAACAAGUACCGUUCACUGGACCUAAAGCCGCAAAAGGAAAAGGCUGCCUCCGCUGUGGAUUCCCAGUGUAUGCUGCUGAACAAAUGAACUCAAAGAAUGGCACAUGGCACAAACGGUGCUUCUCAUGUGCAGACUGCCAUAGAUCUCUUGAUUCGACGAAUUUGAACGACGGGCCCAAUGGUGAAAUCUACUGCCGCGGCUGCUACGGACGUAACUUCGGACCCAAAGGAGUGGGUUUCGGAAUAGGAGCAGGCACAUUGACCAUGGCUUAGUUGAACUAUGAAGCUGGACUUUAUAGGGUUUAAGUGUGAACGGUAGCAUGAAAGGAAUUUAAUCUGGGUCAUGUUGCUACCUAUCAUACCAUGGACUAAACUGGUUUUAAUCAUGGUUGAUAAAUAUGAGACUAAUAAAUAGAUAUAGUUAUGUAUUUUAUAAUGUAAGAACAAAUAUUUUAUGAUAAAAUUUAAACAAGGUUACAUUCCUUUCAUUUAAGCAUAAACUGUGAUGAAUGUUUGGGCCCUUGGUUUAUAUUCGUCAUAAAAUAUUAAUGUAAAAUGCAUAGAUAUAGAUUACAGAGAUAAGUGUACAAAAUUUAUUUUAUAAUCAUAAAUAUUAAAAAAACUAAAAAAAAAAUACAGUGGCAUUGUGUUACUUCAAUUAUUGAGGUAAUUAAACUAUCCUGUACGUGGCUAUGAUUGCUUUAGCAAUUUCGACCGACCAGAUCUCGGCAGAUCUGAAGCGCAUCAUCACUAUCAACUGUACCAAAGAUUUUGUACAUAAUCUUAUAUAAUACGGCAAUAAGUUGUGCUAGAUCUAACAACCGCUUGAAGCUUUUGCACUUUUUAUGUAAGAUAUGAGUUAAGACAGCUUAUUGCAAUUACUAAGCGAAAUCAUUGUAUCAUUUUUAUUAAAUAAAAUCGCUUUUAAAA
Molecule: messenger RNA, 2306 nt
Organism: Pieris napi
Lineage: Eukaryota; Metazoa; Arthropoda; Insecta; Lepidoptera; Pieridae
Product: muscle LIM protein 1-like
Exons: 11
Coding region: 165-1649 (494 amino acids)
Biological process (GO): sarcomere organization; muscle tissue development
Cellular component (GO): Z disc; cytoplasm; nucleus
Molecular function (GO): actinin binding; structural constituent of muscle
Source: RefSeq, a predicted model, not a curated record